GAUUGGCAGGUAAUGGCGGCGGUGAGGAGACGCGGCUGAGGGGAGGAGGAUAGGAAAAGCUGAUCGAUCGCUCGAGUCGCCGCCGCUGCUUCUCUCUCUCCCUGUCUCCGGGGCUCCGGCCGCCGGCAUGUCGGCCACGGCUCGCCGAAAGCAGGAGGAGAAGCACCUGAGGCUGGUGCGCGAGCUGGGCGCGCGACCGCACAACCGGCAAUGUUUCGAGUGCGAGCAGCGCGGGCCCACCUACAUCGACAUCACGGUCGGCAGCUUCGUGUGUACCUCCUGUUCGGGAAUCCUGAGAGGCCUCAAUCCCCCUCACCGAGUGAAGUCCAUCUCCAUGACAACCUUUACUGAACAGGAAAUUGAAUUCCUUCAGUUGCAUGGCAAUGAGGUAUGUAGGCAGAUCUGGCUGGGCCUGUUCGACUCCAGAUCAUCAGUUAUCCCGGAUUACAGGGAUCCUCAAAAAAUCAAGGAAUUCCUGCAGGAUAAAUAUGAGAAGAAAAGAUGGUAUGUUUCUCCAGAGCGCGUAAAGGUGUCUGCAACCACAUCAGCCACCACCUCACUCAGCAGCAGGAGCAGCACGCCUGACAUCAAGCCACUGAAGAGUCUGGUGGGAGAAUCAACUCCGGCCCUGAACGUUACCAAAACCAUCGUCAGUCAGCCUGUGAGUCAGCCACAGAUGCAGCAGCCACAGCAGCAGCAAGCAAAGAAGUCACAGCUGGAUCUUCUGGCCGAUAUUGGGGGUGACCCUUUUGCCACCCCUGCACCCCAGCAGGCUUUCGGAGCUUUCCCUGGCUUUGGAGUCCAGCAAACUGUGCAUCCUGGUUUUCCGGCCUUCAAUGCAUUCGGUGGCAGUGGAGCUACAAGUAACGUUGGAAGUUUCCCUUCAGCCAACCAAGCCCCGUUCCAGGCCCAGGCUACAACAGGUGGUUCGAGCGGCGCUAACUUUGCAAACUUUGAUACCUUCCCAAAAUCUUCCAGCACUAGUUUUGGAGCGUUCACUAGCCCUCCUGUCUCCUCUGUGCCCGCAAGUUCAACGACUGUCAGCUCCAGUAAAAAUGCCACCUCGCAAGCCGACAAAUACGCAGCGUUGGCAGAUUUAGAAAGCAUCUUUAAUGCCCCUAAAUCCACUCCAGGUGGUCAGAUGUCCAGCUUCAGUUUCGCCUCUUCAGUCUCAACCGGCCAACCUACAGUCUCAUCGAGCCAAUAUGCAGGAGCCGAGUAUAGCAGCGUCUUCAGUAUUGGAGUGCCUUCAAGUCAUGCCAGUGCUGCCACUAGCAGUAUCUCCGGGACUGGAAGCCAAGUGCCUACACAGCAAUCCACACCAAGCAGUGCAUCCAGCUUUGGAGCUUUCAGUAAUCCGUUUGCUGCUCCUGUCGCACCGCAAGCAGCUUCUACCAAUCCCUUCCAGACCAAUGGGAUGGCGCCAGUGUACGGUGGACUGCCCGCUGGAUAUGGGUCGGUCCCAGCCACCUCGGUCCCUGGGAGCUUUGCAGGAUUUCCGCAGCACCCGUUCCCACAGCAACAGACCCAGCAGCAGCCACAGGUCUUUGCUCAGCAUGAGCAGCCAUUCGCAGCCCAGCAGGGAUUUGGCCAGCAGCAGCAUGCGUUUGCCCAGCAGCACUCCUUCCUGCAGCAGCAAGCCUUCAGCCAGCAACAGAAUGGAGCUGGAUUUGGUGCCUUCGGGCAGCCCAAAGUAAUGGCGCGACCAAUGGGGCCGUUGAUUCAAGGAGGUGGAGCACCUAGCAACCCAUUCAUGAGCGGAGCCCCACCUGGACAGUUUGCAGCAGGAAGCGCAUCCACCAACCCCUUCUUAUAGUGACCUGUAGUACUUCCAGCAUGUGGCUCUUCCAGAAUCGCCUUAAACCACAAGAGUCAACCAACAGCUGUAACAUACGCGAUGCCAGUACACACACGUUUCUAUACUUCGGUGGUGGGUGGGUGGGAAGAACCUGAGGGUGGAGACGGAGGCGUUGAAAUAUUUCUAUAUUGUAGCCGUUCAAUGUAUUAGCAACCAAAUACCAACGCAGGCUAUCUCGGGUCUCUUGACGCAGCUCUAGACACUCGAGGGAAAGGGGCGGGGAGGGGGGAGAGUGGAGAGCCAAGAUAGUUGCAAGCUGCAUCUCACUCAGGCACCAUCUAUGCAGGGGAGAUUUUCACAUUGCAGGCAGAUGAGGCAGUGGAAGGGUUAAGUAGCUGUGGGGCAGAUGAUGAGAAAAAUCCCUGCACUCAACUCAGGCUGGGUCAUUUAAGCCAUCAUCCCAGUGACAUUUUGUCCUUUAUUUUAGCACAUACGUUAAUAUCAGGCCAUUACAACACCACCACCUCCCCCCCCCCCCCCGAGACACCAGUACUGCACAACCUAUGCUUGACACUUCCCAUACACCCAGUUUAGAGCCAGUUUUUUGGGUAGGCUGGGGGUGAAGAGGUCCCUUUCAAAAGUGGGACAGGGUAGCUAUUUGACAAUCCAUUCUUGAAGCUGGGCAAAUUACAUCUCUGAGAAUCCUCGGAGGACAUUCUUCCAAGGAACUGGAACCUCUCACUCAUAAGCGAGCAAUGGGGAGGGUGCCUGGCCGGCGGUUCGUAGGAGAGGUAUUCGCUCUCUACUUUAAAGCUGAGGGAAUCUACCAGCCAUCUUGAAUCUGCUGCAAUAAUGAUAUGAUUUCUCUUGGCUGCAGAAACAGGGACCUUGCCUGACCCCUCUGCUGAUUUGGUCCCCAGUGGGGGGGACAGGCAGGCUGUAAUACCCUUUGCCUGCCCUCACCCCUUUUCCAUCCGCACUCCCCAAACAGUCCCCUCAGAUAUUUAAUCCCACCUACCCUCCUUCCCUUUGCAUCAUUACUUUUCCCCAGGGGCACUCUCUUCCCUUCAGUGUGGGCUGCUGUAUUAGAAUCUCGGGCUUGUUUCUGUGUCUUCUUAUUUUUUAAAAUUGUUACACCAAUUCUGCUGUGUUCUACUGUUCAUUCAAAAUAUAUAUUUUGUUCAUCAAUCGAUGCAGGUUGCACCAAUCCUCUUGAUUCAGCUCAGUCUCCAAGUCUGUGUGUCACGUGCGCAGAUGCACAGGUUCAGGCGCAUAGGCAUGGAUACAUGGACAUAGACACACGCACUGACACUUACAUGUGUACACUUACACGUGUACAGACACUUGCACGCGCAUAGGCACCUGCGCACGCACUGACACUCGCGCGUGCACUGUCACACACACACACCUUAUAAGGGUGCAAAAGCUGUUUCCUGUCUGUUCCAACAGACAAGAAAGGUUCUGAUGGAUUAUUGUGAGUGUAAAGAAGUUCCUUCUGAUGGAGCAGAAUGCUGUCACUGGAACGUUACUCUGACGAUGCCUUGUCCACUGCUCUUCUUUGCUUCUCAGUGCUGCUGGGGCAGAGAGCAGGAGAUGUGCUUGUGGGUGGCCUUACGUUUGCCUUUUGCCUCUUCAUUUUUUUCUUGUUUUUUGUUGUGUGUGUUUCAUCCUGAUCUGGCACGUCCAUUGCCGAUAGGAAAAUGAGAAGACUGAGUCACUCAGCAGGUUCACUGUUGAGACACACUCUGGUCAUAUCUCCAGUCCCUGUGCAGGCUGGCUCCUCUGUCGGCCACUGACUGACUGGGUGCACUUCUCUCGUUCACCCAUUGAUGUAGUACGGGUAUGAUGCCAUUAAAUCGGGCAAUUGCUACAAUUCCCUCUAUUGGCAGAUCAUCCACAGUGUAAAGAUUCACAUCAAUCCCAGCAAAGCAUGUCUUAAAAACAAGGUUAUCAUCCACUCUUUUCACUUUUUAUUUAAAAGCAAAAAUGCUUCCUUCCUAUCUCUACUAUAUUUAUUACUGUUACAGUUCCUCGGUGCAUGUGUCUGAAUCUCGCGGUCUAGGCAAUCUCCCCUUCAUUACAUCCCAGUGUUUGGUUGUUUGAACUCACUUAAGCCUGUGGUUGAGAUGAGAAAUUUCAGCCACUCUGCCUGCUCAGGGUUGCUAAACCAUUAAGCCCCUUGUCCUACUUGCUGUCCCUUGUUGAGGGCAAAACUUGGGUCUGAAAACUUCCCAUCAUAGCAUACUUAUAACACAGAUGGAGACCAUUUAGCCCAUGGGAGCCAUGCCAGCUCCUAUUCCCCUGUUAGCCCUUGCAAAUUAUUCCUCCUUGGGUUUGUCCAUCAAUACACACGGGGGGCGGGUGCGAUUAGCCUACUCAUCCCACACGUUCCACGUUCUUGGGAAGUGGGAGGGAAAACAGAUCAUACAGGGGAGCCCCAACAGUCACAGGGAAUGCAUGUAAAUGACACACACACACACACACACACACACACACACACACACACACACACACACACACACACAUACCAGUGGAGGGCGAGAUCAAGUCUGCGUCCCUGAAACCAUAUAAGACCACAAGACAAAGGAGCAGAAGUUGGCCAUUCGGCCCAUCGAGUCUGCUCUACCUGCUGUGCACCAGUGCGCCGCUUAGUUCGUAGCCUGAGCUGGUUUGGCUUUUGCCCCUUGGUACCCUCUGGGGGAGGGCUAGAUUUCUGAUGCAGUCCAUGGGCCGCUGACAUCCCAGUGGUCAUGGGACAAGGCAGGAGGUCCUGGCCCAGUGGCCCUUCAGUUGUCCUGCUCCAUCACAAACCAAGCCUUGCUCAGGACUGUUGAUGCAGUGGAAAGCAUUCCAUGAUUUUGAUGCUUGUCAUUAAAACCCGUCCCUGGAUCAAAGUAACAUUGAGAGGGAUGUAGGGAGGGAGGGGGAUAUUUUUGCAGAAAUCUCCCACCGAGUGUGCCUGGACGUGAAGCCAGACAAUGGUCCCGUGGACACCCUGACAGAGACUGUUUAGAAUGACCUCCAAGUGAAAAGGUGGCAGUUAUUAAUGCAGUCCUUCUGUGAGAUCACGACCUUCUGUGGAGAUGGUGACUAUUGUCCUGUGUUUUGCUUUGUCCUAAUUGCCAUGGAGACAGACCAGGCCUGGAGUCACAAGAAGCCUGCAACGCCCACCCAUGGGUACCUGGGUCUUGUCACAGUUCCCACCACACUUGAUUAUCACAGUUAUGGCCCAUUCCACAAUAAAUACUACAUUUGUCGUAUGGCAUGGACGCAGUGAGAUAGAAGCAGCCAUUUUUGUUUUACAAAAGUUUGGAAGGUGGGAUCUAUCCAUGCAAGCUGUGUGGAAUAAUAACUUUUCGCCUCCUAAAUUUAAUGGAAUCUUCCAUGAAAAUUGAAGCUGAAUCCUUUUAUGUAUAUUCUUAAGAAUGAAAGAAAGACGUUGAAUACUGAAAUAUUCAAACUAUUUUAGAACAAUUCUAAAUAUUCUUGUCUAAUGCCAACAGUCACAACUAGAGGUUAGGACCAUGUUGGAGAGAUAGGGAAAGGGUUAAUCUCCAGAUAUGGACAUUGCAGUCAAGGCUGAUGUUUGGCUGCUGGGUUUAACGUGGUGGUUAUGGGCUUUUUGGUUCUUUGUGGUGACGUUGAAGGGAUGGGUUGCAAGUCUAAGAUGAAAUGGUGCGUGACUCAGGAGGGAUAGUGCAAGUUUGUGCAUUUUGUUCAGCUCCCACCCCACCCCAGCCCCCUCCCCCCCCACUCUAA
Mobula hypostoma (lesser devil ray) is the source of this 5557-nucleotide messenger RNA. Its product is annotated as arf-GAP domain and FG repeat-containing protein 1-like. The coding region runs from base 128 to 1816 and encodes 562 amino acids. The record is from RefSeq and is a predicted model, not a curated record. Gene Ontology annotation, molecular function: GTPase activator activity. Lineage: Eukaryota; Metazoa; Chordata; Chondrichthyes; Myliobatiformes; Myliobatidae. The transcript has 13 exons. Gene Ontology annotation, biological process: intermediate filament organization; spermatid nucleus differentiation; acrosome assembly. Gene Ontology annotation, cellular component: cytoplasm; membrane; cytoplasmic vesicle.